AUGACCGGAGCACGGCCGUGCCAGAAGGUUUGGAAGGUCCAGGGAGUGACGUUGUUCUGCCUGUUCCUGUUCCUGUUCCUGUGCUGUGAUGGUCUGCUUGUUGAGCGGAUGCGUGGAGGGUUGGCAAGAGUAGCUGGUUCCAAGGCUCCGAAGCCGACAGCAGAAGCACGCAGGGUGUUGAGAGGCAGGACGGAGAUCGUCGUCACGAAGCGCAAGCAGGGGAUGAAGAGAGGAAGGGUCAAGAGCAAACCGACGCAGAGUUCGAUCCUCCUUGACAUGAACUCCUCGGCAAGCGACGAGAUGGACUUGUCAGCCGCCGCCAUGCCGAGCUUGAACGUCGCCUCCGACAGUUUGUGGUCCAACGGCAGGGAAGAUGGUGCCGCCCACGAGGACGCUGAAGCUCUGCUGGACGAGUUCGAUCACAUGCAGGCAGCCAUGCUCAACGAGUCAGUGAAGCGCCGCGUGGCGGCAAAGAGCAGCCGACCGGCUCGGCCUUCCGGCUCCCCACUGCGCGAGGCUCGUGCGCAAAGCAGGCGAUCACCGCAGAAGAGGAACGCGCCGACGAGGAGCAAGCUGUCAGCGGCAGAGGCUCAAGUGCUGGAUCAGAUCUGCGGCAACAACUCGGGUCUGGUCGAGACCAACUCAACUCUCUUCUUCGGGCUUGCGCUGACGCUUCACCGCAAGUUCAACGAUCAUCUCAGGUAUGUCCACUGCGAAUCAGUGCAGAGGGCAGAGCGCUUCUAUAUCAAGUCCAUCUCCUUGAAUCAGAGCGAUCCUACCGUCUUCUACUGGUGGUCCAAGUGCCUUCUCGAGCAGUACGAGAGCAGCGCCAACGCCACCAAGUUGUCUCUAGCGAUGCAUGCGGUCAAGAGGGGCCUCGAGAAGUUUCCCAGCCACGUGGACCUGCUGGUUCUCCUGGCAGAGAUGCACAUCCGACACUUCCAAGGGAAGAGGCCUGGGACCGGGGCAGAGCCAUGGGAGGAUGCGGUGCUGCGGUGA
Messenger RNA from Guillardia theta CCMP2712, 999 nucleotides. RefSeq lists its product as hypothetical. The transcript is spliced from 6 exons. The record is from RefSeq and is a predicted model, not a curated record. NCBI's taxonomy places the organism in Eukaryota, Cryptophyceae, Pyrenomonadales, Geminigeraceae. Bases 1 to 999 code for a protein of 332 amino acids.